Molecule: messenger RNA, 595 nt
Organism: Racocetra persica
Lineage: Eukaryota; Fungi; Glomeromycota; Glomeromycetes; Diversisporales; Gigasporaceae
Source: the annotation of a GenBank genome assembly
UAGCAAGCAGAAACUAUCGCUGAGAAUCCGUAAUUAUGAUGUAGUAAAUAUGGAAUUUCCCGAAGAGAAAGACUUACUUGAAACGAAUGGUAUCAUAAUUACCGGUUCUGCCUCAUCAGCGUAUGAAGAUGUUCCAUGGAUUAAUCGUCUCGUUGAUUUUACGAAACUUGUUAUCGACAAACAUCAAGAUAUUAAAUUAAUUGGUAUUUGUUUUGGUCACCAAAUUGUAGCCAGGGCCGUAGGUGGCCAAGUUAUUAAAAAUUCAUUGGGCUGGGAGGUUGGUGUAACUGAAGUUUCACUCACAGAUGUCGGAAAAAAAAUUUUUAAAACAGACAACAAAGUUUUAGUAAAGUCAAUAUUUGUUAUUAGGUUUACUUCAAAAUCUCCAAUUCAAGGAAUGAUAAAGGGCAAUCAAGUUUUAACAGUUCAAGGUCACCCUGAAUUUGUUAGUGAAGUGGUAAAAUUAAUGACUAAUGAUCGAUUAGAUAAAGGAAUUUUUGCUCCAGAAUUUGCACAUACUGCGUUGGAGGCUGCUGAUGAUAAGGAUGAUAGCUUAUUGAUUGGACAAAGAUUUAUUGAAUUUAUGACUGGUUAA